Messenger RNA from Neodiprion fabricii, 1267 nucleotides. It is a transcript of the gene gdl, whose product is annotated as gonadal protein gdl. The record is from RefSeq and is a predicted model, not a curated record. Bases 544 to 1068 code for a protein of 174 amino acids. The transcript is spliced from 2 exons. NCBI's taxonomy places the organism in Eukaryota, Metazoa, Arthropoda, Insecta, Hymenoptera, Diprionidae.
CACAACUACAAGAUGACGCUAUCUCUCGGCUUGCGUUUAAGGCAGCAGGAUCUUACUAGACAGGUUUCUCUCUCACUAGACCAUGUUCCAGUUAUAUCAAGGAUCAGUGAUCACGGCUGUUGUGUAAAUGAUAGUUCAUGCCUCCAUGGUUCAUACCGCUAGUAGAAGAUGGCAACACCAUAGAAAAUAUUUCACCAAUGGCGAGUUGGUACGGAUGCUAGGAGGUGACACCACGCAAGAAAACAUUUCACAAAUAGUCUCUGUUAAGUGGGUUAAGUGCCAUGUUAGUUGUCAGUAUUGAAAUAUCGUCGAGUUUCAGAGUCUGGUGAGCAAUAUAUUUAUCGCAGCCAUUAACUAUAAUAUGAUAGUAGGGAAAUCAAGAAGGCCGUGCAGAUUACAGAGGAUUUUUCAAAUUUCUCGAAGGUAAUGAAAUCAUUUCGAGAAUUAUUCUGAUGUGUACCCUCGUUGGCUGAAGAUUCUUUAGUCAACGCGCAAGAAAAAAAUACGGAAUUUGAGAGAUGCGAUGAACGCUCGAAAUUAACUAUGGAUGUUGUAAAUCCUACGCCGCAGGAUCUUCAGAGAAAGCUCUACUUUCUCGUUGAGCAAUUACAACACAUGGCCAGCGAAUUGCCUCCCAAAUACCAAAUGCGUCUACCGUAUGAACUUCUGUCUGGACUGGCAAAUUCUUUGUUAAACGAUACUAUAUUCGAAAUAGUCAAAGGGCUGAUGGAAAUUCAACACGUUACAGAAAAACACUUGUUUCAGCAGCGACUCCAGCUGUUAAAUCAACAAAAAAUUGAAGUUCAAGAGGCUUUAUCUAAUUUACAUGACGAAGAAAAAUGCGUCACAGCAAAAAUGAUUUUACAAAAGAAACACAAAGAGGAAUUGCGGCAAACUGAUAUGAAACUGGUUUUGCAAUUAGAUCAAAAAGUAUCUGACCAACAAGGCAUAUUAGAAAAAGCUGGCGUUCCUGGAUUCUACGUCACCAAUAACCCCACAGAAAUUCAAGUACAGAUGAGACUUUGCGACUUCAUAAUACGGCUCAGUAAAAUGGAAAUUCCAUGUUGAUCAUGCACAUACAAAUCUUAUCCUAUGUGUGGUGAACUAGCUUAUACUGCAAAUCACAAAUGACAAUUAUACAGUACAUCAAAGUGAUCAGUGACAAUUUUAAGAAAAAAUGCAAUCAGACUUGUUUCGAAUGUCAAGCUUGUAUUUCACAUACAGAUGCGAUGAAAAUAAAGUUGAAUAGAUUUCUUUCCCUAUAGAA